This is a messenger RNA of Phytophthora sojae, 726 nucleotides long. RefSeq lists its product as hypothetical. Gene Ontology annotation, cellular component: cytoplasm. The transcript has a single exon. Gene Ontology annotation, biological process: microtubule cytoskeleton organization. The coding region runs from base 1 to 726 and encodes 241 amino acids. Lineage: Eukaryota; Oomycota; Peronosporomycetes; Peronosporales; Peronosporaceae. The record is from RefSeq and is a predicted model, not a curated record.
AUGGCGUCGACGUCCGCCGCGCAGGCCGAGAUGGUGGCCAGCCUGAUCGGCGAGAAGGUGUUGGAGACGCUGGACCAGAAGGAGCAGAAGCUGGACGAGACCAUCAAGAAGCUGGAGGAGGCCGACGACGACGAGCUCGAGCGUCUGCGCGAGAAGCGGCUGCAGGCCAUGCAGCACAAGGCGCGCAAAGCGCAGGAGCUGCGCGCGCAGGGCCACGGCGAGUACUCGACCAUCGCCGACACGCACGAGUUCUUCGAGACCAUGAAGAAGAGCGACAAGGUCGUGGUGCACUUCUUCACGCCGGCCAACGCCUUCUGCCAGCUCGUGGACGGCCACCUGGCGCGCCUGGCGCCGCACCACCUCGAGACCAAGUUCGCGCGCAUCAACGCCGAGAAGGCUGAGUACCUCGUGGACAAGCUCGGCGUCUGGAUGAUCCCGUGCAUCGCCCUCGUGAACAAGCAGAAGGUGGAGAAGAUGGUGCAGGGCCUGGACGAGCUCGGAGGCUCGGACAAGUUCUCGACGGCCUUCUUGGCCUACUACUUGAGUCUGCACAAGGUCUUGACGUACGAAGGACCCGAGCCUGAGAAUGCGUUGGACGACUGCGGUGGGGCCUACGCAUCGGGCAACGACCCCGUAGCAGCCAAGCAACAGCUGGACCAGGAACGGAUCAAUAGUAUUCGACAGAGCAUCUUCUACGACAGCGACCUGGAGGAGGACGACGACUAG